Molecule: messenger RNA, 5352 nt
Organism: Doryrhamphus excisus (bluestripe pipefish)
Lineage: Eukaryota; Metazoa; Chordata; Actinopteri; Syngnathiformes; Syngnathidae
Gene: kpna6
Product: karyopherin alpha 6 (importin alpha 7)
Biological process (GO): protein import into nucleus
Cellular component (GO): cytoplasm
Molecular function (GO): nuclear import signal receptor activity; protein binding
Source: RefSeq, a predicted model, not a curated record
CUGGAUAUUUUGCUUGCCCAAACUAUAAAACUGUACUGAAAUAACGAUAGUAUUGCAAAUAAUUUUGACUAAUUACAAGAAUAGAUAAGUUGUGAGAAUAGUGAAGAAUAAUUAGGGAAGAAUGUGGCCGUUUGUGGAUGUGGUGCGUCCCCUGUUGGCAGGAAGUGGUCCUUAUAUUAAGGUUUCCGCCUCCGGCAGACAUAUUGCCGAACUUACUGGAGCAAAUUAUUCAACAUAAGGCAAGAGAAAGGACUUCAAACUUGAGUAGUUUUGUUGACUACAGUGCGCCAUACAAUUAAACAUAGAGCACAAUGGAGCCGUCAACCAGUCCGGCCAAGGAUACCUCCCGGAUGAACCGCUACAAGAACAAAGCGCUCAACCCAGAGGAGAUGAGGCGCAGGAGAGAGGAGGAGGGCAUCCAGCUGAGGAAGCAGAAACGAGAGCAGCAGCUCUUCAAAAGGAGGAACGUGGACGUUCUCACUGAAGAGGAAGCCAUGUUGGAGAGUCCCCUAGUGGAUCCCCACAUGAGUGUACCAGUAGCUGAAGGUGUCAUCACCAGAGACAUGGUGGAGAUGCUUUUCUCAGAGAACCCGGAGCUUCAGCUUGCCACGACACAAAAGUUUAGGAAACUUCUUUCUAAAGAGCCUAACCCUCCUAUUAAUGAAGUUAUAAACACGGCUGGAGUGGUGGAGAGGUUUGUGGAGUUCCUAAAGAAGAAUAGCAACUGUACACUACAGUUUGAAGCUGCAUGGGCUCUCACCAACAUUGCAUCAGGCACGUCCAUGCAGACCAAGACUGUCAUUGAAGCUGGAGCUGUUCCCAUCUUCAUCGAGCUACUAAAUUCUGACUUUGAGGAUGUCCAGGAGCAGGCUGUGUGGGCGCUGGGGAAUAUCGCAGGGGACAGUGCUGUGUGCAGGGAUUAUGUGCUGAACUGCAACAUCCUUCCACCUCUAUUAAUGCUCCUGACUAAAUCCACAAGACUGACCAUGACCAGGAACGCUGUGUGGGCUCUGUCUAACCUCUGCAGAGGGAAAAACCCUCCGCCUGCCUUUGAAAAGGUGUCGCCCUGUCUCCCGGUACUCUCCAGACUUUUAUUUAGCAGCGACCCAGACUUGCUGGCAGAUGCAUGCUGGGCACUCUCCUACCUCUCAGACGGCACCAACGACAAAAUCCAGGCUGUCAUCGACUCCGGCGUCUGCAGGCGUCUCAUAGAGCUGCUCAUGCACGCCGACUACAAGGUGGCCUCUCCUGCCUUGAGAGCAGUGGGGAACAUCGUGACGGGAGACGACAUCCAGACACAGGUGGUGCUGAACUGCUCCGCCCUGCCUUGUCUUCUGCACCUUCUCAGCAGCGCCAAAGAGUCCAUCCGUAAAGAAGCCUGCUGGACCAUCUCCAACAUCACAGCAGGGAACCGAGCACAGAUACAGACGGUUAUCGAUGCUAACAUCUUCCCGGUGCUUAUUGAAAUUCUACAAAAAGCCGAGUUCAGGACCAGGAAAGAGGCUGCCUGGGCAAUCUCGAAUGCCACCUCUGGAGGGACACCAGAACAGAUCAGGUAUUUGGUGAACCUGAACUGUAUCAAACCGCUCUGUGAUCUGCUCACUGUGAUGGACUCCAAGAUUGUUCAAGUGGCCCUCAAUGGCCUGGAGAACAUCCUGCGACUGGGCGAGCAGGAGGCCAAGCAGGAGAACAACGGCACAGGAGUCAAUCCAUACUGCAGCCACAUUGAAGAAGCAUAUGGUCUGGACAAGAUAGAGUUCCUCCAGAGCCACGAGAACCAGGAGAUCUACCAGAAGGCCUUCGACCUCAUCGAGCACUACUUUGGAGUGGAGGACGAGGACAGCAGUCUGGCCCCCCAGGUGGACCAGGCCAACCAACAGUUCCUCUUUCCCCAGCAGGAGGCGCCCAUGGAGGGCUUCCAACUGUAAAGGAUAAGAGUUGUCUCAUUUGAUUUGGGAGCGCGUGUAGCCAUUUCUAGAUGUCAUGCCUCUGUUCUCUCUCGCUGAUCUGAAACCAGCCGUACCCCGACUUACCGCACGCACACACAUCUCGCUGCCACUUGUUUGUGGGUGGGGUCUGUUGGUGGCAGUCAUGAUAUCAAUAUUUAUAGACAUUAUGUUUUCUUUUCCAAAUAGGACAUUCCUACUUUGAGGAAAGAGGCCCACCUCCUUGAUAUCAACCUGACAGUGCAAUUUAACAAAGAUAUUUUCCCUUUUUUAUGUUCUACCCCAAAUACCUACUUGACUUUUACUUUAUUUUUCUUGACGGAGCGGCUGAUGUCCUCAUUGGAGGGAUCAAUCUCCACACAACCCAAUGCGGGAGGGGACACAAACUAACAUGUAUUUUUUUUCUUUUAGUUUUAAUUGGGGACGUUUUUGUGUGUGGGGGGCUGGUGGGAAAUGAAUCUGCACUUGGGAAAGACUCUGGGCAAGGUUGAAAGAUCUAGAACCGUCAGGGUUCCUAAAGGUGGUAAAGUUAGCUAGAGAUCAAAUGUUCGUCGUGUGCUGUGUCAUUAAUAAGAGUUCAUUGAAAUUAGGAGGUGAUCUAACAAGGCGAAAGCUAGGGAAGCAAAGGGGGGGGGGGGCAGCAAUUGAAGCAAUCCAUUUUUAGACAAUUCCAGUGCAAACAUGUUGCCCCCCCUCCCCAUCUGCUGCCCAGCUGCAUGUAUCGCAUGGUAUUUUGUCACACACUGCCUCUGCACAUCCUCGGCCACCAAGCAGGAGCCGGUGGACACGCCCAAUGGUGUACUAGAGUGGAUGUACACCACCGCGGGCGUGUACAUGCUUAUGUUGUGAUCCCGUGGCAUGGUCUUCCUGCCCUGGUGGUGAUGGAUGUGUCUCAGACAGCGGUGAUUCAAAAGUGUAGUUUCAAUCGGGUAAUAUUAUUUGCAUAGAUAUUCAUGUAUUGUUUGCACGCACGCACACACACACUUGCAUACAACACUUGCACACAUCACACUGAUGAGUGGCUAAUAGCAAGAUCAUUUAUUUAAAAAAAGUUUCCAGCCUUUAAGUUCAAGUUAGUGAAUUGGCUUCUUUUUUUGUUCCUUGAUAAACACUUAAAAAUGAGUUUGAAUAAAAAGCCAAAUGUUUAUUAAUCAAAACUACAAAGGUGUGUUAGGACCACUGGGGGAGAAAAAAUAGCAAUGCUAUGAAGUGCAGAAAUUCUAAGAAUCAAGUUGUAAUUUUGCAAGGAAAGAAGUUGUACAAAAUAAAGAUACAGCUUUACCAGAUAAGUCAUCUUUUUUCAUACAAUGAAGUCAGGAUUAUGAUUAAACUGUUGCAUUCAAGUCAGGUGGGAGUUUUGGCAUUCAGUCGUUUGUAAUCUACCGUGCACCUUUUUGCUCAUAUUACUUUUUGGUGUGUGAGCCCACAAAUACUCAAAGAAUCCUAUUUUAAUUCUUUGUGAGUAUUACAACUUCUUUCUAGACAUACAUUGUCUCCAGUGUUACCUAAAUACAUAUACAAAAAAAAAAAAUUAAUGACCUUUUUUUUUGUCAACAUACUUGAUUUUGUGGUGUGGGGAUUUCACAUGGAAACUUUUUUUGGUCAUUGCUCUUAGCCACUGUGACUUUGGUUGAUUUGAAUGAGCCAUGUGAAUGCUGACCCUCAACUGGUUUGUAGUCGGGGGGGUCAGUGUGGGGGCUCGCGUGAUGUUUGAUGACUGAGUGGCACCGUGUGAGGGAGAGCUCGUUUGCUUGACUCUGUGACUUCGUCCACCGUCAGAGUCCAGGGAGCCUCUUGUUCUGUGGAGGGCUUGUUGGAUACCAUUCAGUGUUGCACAUUGACUUUGUGUACUUAGGUUACUAUAGCAACGAUGAAGCUGACAUUUCCUGAGAUGUCCUCCACAGAACAUGUGCACCCCUGGAAGAAGUACACUAAUAAUAAUGAUAAUUGAGCAUCAACAGCAUCUCUACAUGACAAAUGUGCAGAGCAGGAUUUAUCAAGGAAGUCUUUGAUUUCAUGGGGAAAAAAAUGCAACGUUAAAAGAACCAGGAAGGUGUUUAUUUCCGCAAAACUGCACUCCUCUUUUCACAAAAGUGCCAAUCCGACCAACAAAGACUGGAGGUUCUUAUGUAUCCUUCUUGGACCUAUAGAUUUAUUUUUUCUUUUUAUAUAAAUAUAUAUCUUUUAUUUACUUGAAUGUGCACACGUAUUGUGCAACAAAAAACAUUGCUGCUCUAUUUUCCUUACCUUUUUUUAAGUUACAUUAUUUUGACAUUGGAAAAGAUGGCUUUCUUUACUAUGGCCGCCUGAAUAAGAAGUGGUGCAUUUACUCCGCUUUCCAGUUAGCCCCUCUUCAGUAUAUUGCAGUCUAGCAACAGUUUUCACUGUCCGAGAGGAGUGCACACCACUGUAUUGGGAAUGGGCCUGCAGACAGUACUCUCUUUACACACGCUGCAACUUAAGCGAACAAUUUCAGGCACUUUCCUUCAAGUUUACCAAAGUUUCUCUUCCCAAUUUUAAGGCUGUGAUAUUGACUUUCCAGCACCUUGUCGCAAUGAGAGAUUUCUGCAGACCCUUCAAAGUUGCACUCCUUUUGCUUCAUGUAUGGGUUGAUGAGUAAACGCAAGCCAACCUCCAAGACUGCAAUAUAUAUGUUGAAAAAAAAUCAUGAGGCCCUCUUGAGGCAAAGAUGACAUCUGCUCAUACUUGACAUUUUUCUAAGUUAUAAAAAAAAACCUGGGAUUGAUAAAUGCAGUGAUUUACAUGAGAAGGUAUUAUAUGUAUGUUCUGCUACACUGACAGGGAUUCACAUAUAAUUGUAAUCACUUCUGAGAAGUGGGCAUUUGAAAUAUGUCGCAGGAAUAUAGGCUUUUUUUUUCCUGAUGGGGAUAUUCUGAGAUAUAUUUUUGGAUAAUUGUGUUUAGAUUCAAAAGAAAAAGCUGCCUCAUCAUGAAAUCAUGUUCAAGAUGGAAUAGUCAUCACGAAAGAAAUUCCCAAAUAUGACUUUAUAUGUCUUCCGUCCUACAGAAACUGUUGGCGUUUGUAUCACAAACAAUGCCACGCUUGGCUUUGUCACAUCAUGUCGUCUAACGCUGCAAAUGUUUACAAUGUUUGUAUACUACUUUUCAUGUAUAACAUCACUGACCAGUCCUCAUCUUUUCUCCUCUGGUCCUUUUCAUUUCUUUUUAUUUAUUUUCUCUAUCCUUUUGGCUGUUUGUUUCCAUUUGCUCCAAAAUAACCCCAUCUCUCUUAAACUGUGACUGGACUUGACUUAACCGACGGUAUGAAUGAGUGACAAGAAAACAAUUCAAGUGAACAUGACACACAAACAUGAACAUGGGGAAAAAUAUAUGUCGAAAUAUGUAAUGGUAUGAAAUUACUGUAUGAAAAUAAACUAUGAAGAAAA